CGUAGUUAGGGAUGAGGUCAUGAUUUUCACACAGAUUGAGUUCCCGUUUAGGGUGUAUUGUUAUGCUGGCUAAGGCGAGGAAGACUCACGAGAAUAGAGAGACAGAGAGGAGGCGCCACAUAAUAAAAAGCACACAACACAUUGUCAUCUCUUCCUUGCGUCCCCAGUUCCGAUGCCUGGGAGAUGUGGCAAUUCCAUAUGCUACUGGGGCUGUUUGGCAACGGAGGCAGUUAUUUGUUGCUACACCCACUAUUAUUGAGUGUGUAUUUGUUGAUGCUGGUGUUGCUGUUAUUGACAUAGAAACAAAACACAGAAAAGAAGAGAUAAGACUGAAAGAAGCACAAGCACAAGCUGUUAUCGAGCAUGGGGAGUUAGCGUUGAUAACAGUUGACGGCAAGCAAACGGCUGCUAAUGAGAGGAUUGCAUUAAGAUCCCCUAUGCUACAGCAACCCAAGGCUGAAAGUGAUGACUCAGGGAUGCUUAAAGUUACUGAAGAGAGGAGAGUUAGUGAGGUUUCUGUUGGUGAGGGCGGGGUUGUGGUUGCUGUCACUCGUUUUCCAGCAGAGCAGAAAAGACCAAUUGGACCUCUUGUUAUCGUUGGUGUUAGGGAUGGUGUUUUGUGGCUAGUCGACAGAUAUAUGGAGCAUCAUGAUGACCUAGCACAAUUUAUGCUUGGGAUAGGUUAUGCUACUGAAGCACUUCACUUGCCUGGAAUAUCUAACAAAUUGGAGUUUGAUUUGGCCAUGCUGAGCAACGAUUUAAGAAGAGCACUUCAGUGUCUUCUAACAAUGAGCAACAGCAGGGAUAUCAGUCAAGAAGCUCUUUGUUUGGAUCUGAGAGAUAUAAUGAGCUUGACAGAAAAGAAGGAAAAUAUUGUGGAAGCUGUUCAAGGAAUUGUAAAAUUUGUAAAGGAGUUCAUGGACCUUAUCAAUGCUGCAGAUGCCACUGGGCAGUCUAACAUUGCUCGUGAAGCUCUUAAAAGAUUAGCAGCUGCAGGUGCAGUGAAGGGAGCUUUACAAGGUCAGGAGUUACGAGGGGUCGCUUUGAGGCUAGCUAAUCAUGGGGAGUUGACAGGACUCGCUGGUGACAAUGGACUUAUGGAGAAAGCAUGGCAGGAAACAGGGAUGCUUGCGGACGCUGUUCUUCAUGCUCAUGCAGACGGGCGACCUUCGUUGAGAUCCUUGGUACAAUCUUGGAACAAAAUGUUGCAAAAAGAACUGGAGUGUAUCUCUUCAACAAAAACUGACGCUGCUGCUGCUGCUUUCUUGGCCUCCCUUGAGAAACCCAAGUUGACAAGUUUGGGAGAUGCGGCCAAAAAGCCCCCCAUUGGAAUACUUCAGAAAUCAGAUACACCAAUCUUAUUAGAAGGUUCGAAAACACCACCACCGAAACCAACAGAUCUUCUGGCUCCGGAUGCUCCGCCACAAGAAUCUGCACCACAACCACCACCGCCGCCGCUGCAGCAGCAAGGCUCUUCUGGCCCACAACAAUCAGAAGAAUCAGUUGAUGCUGCCCCACAAUCAGUUUAACUUGCAACUACAUGCAGAAAUGAACCAAAAAUAAGAUUCUGAUAAUCAU
This is a messenger RNA of Cuscuta campestris, 1578 nucleotides long. The record is from the annotation of a GenBank genome assembly. NCBI's taxonomy places the organism in Eukaryota, Viridiplantae, Streptophyta, Magnoliopsida, Solanales, Convolvulaceae.